AGCACCCGCACCCACGUGUGCGUGGUCAUGUAUGAUGCCUGCAGCUUCGCUUUUCUCCUGUCUCCUUGCUAACAACGUGAGCUGUUCGUGACGAGGGGAGAGCUCUACGCAUCAGAGGAGGUCAGAGGAGAGAUGGAGUCGCCCACUCCUCCACCGCCUGCAGCAGAGGCCGGACAACCACAAGGCAGGAAUGGCGGAGGGAACAGCAGCUGCAAGCCCCUCUGGGUGGACGCAGAGCUCUCCGUAUACGUGGGGAACCUGGACCCGGAUACCUCCGUGGAGGACAUGGAGGAGCUCCUCUAUGAGCUCUUUCUACAGACCAUCACGGAAAUGGCGUCAAACUCUGUGGACGAUAGUACGGUGCUACCACACACCACUGAUGGCACCACUGAUGCAACUGAUGGUGGUAGUGGUGCAGACCGGAAUGGCUCCCAAAUUGAGCUAGAGAGACAAUCCCAGUCUGGUAGUGGUCUCUUUUCUGGUGUGUCUGACAACAAGCGCAAUCCGUUCACUGACAAUAGUGUGGUACCCCACCCCAGUGAUGACCAAAUGUGUAGUGUUGUGGUAGACCUCCAGGACCAAACUGGUGGUGACAAUGGUAUGGCACCCUACCGCAGUGAUGACCAAAUGAGCAGUGGUAUGGCACUCAGUGGUGACCAAACGGGCAGUGGUAUGGCACCCUACUCCAGUGGCAACCAAAUGACCAGUGGUGUGGUGCAUUUCUCGGACGAUGAGCAACCAGACAAUGGUAUGGCACCCCACACUAGUGAUGACCAAAUAAGGAACGGUCUUGUACUCUUCCGCAAUGAUAGUUAUUUCGAUGAUGAUUCCCAGUACCAUGACGACAGUGGAUACGUAAGCUCUACUUUGCUGCGAAAACAUGCCAGAUUUGAGACCGACGCUGACGAAGACGACCAUGACGAACCGUACCGUGAUGGUCCCUCUCACCCGCCCCCUGAGGUGCCACUAGACUACCACACCGAACUACAACCGUUUGGUCAACCGCCCACAAAGCUCCACCGAUCCCGUCUCAGUAGUAGGGACCACCUCUCCCGCGAGACCAGACGAAACACAAUGUACCACCGCUCUCGGUUGCAGCGACUACAGGACACCAUUGGGCAGCUGAAGGAGGCUAUAAUUGUAGAGAAAUCCAACUCCCCCCUUCACUCCACUACUUCCACUCACCAAUAA
Messenger RNA from Geodia barretti, 1191 nucleotides. NCBI's taxonomy places the organism in Eukaryota, Metazoa, Porifera, Demospongiae, Tetractinellida, Geodiidae. The record is from the annotation of a GenBank genome assembly.